AUGCCAAAUCAGCUGCUUUGGACACUUACCAUGCACCUGAUCGUAUAUGUAUCACAUAUAACUAAUACCUGUGGUGAAACACAGGAGGUGAAGAUAGGAUUGCUCCUCUCCAAGUUCUGCUGCAACUACAAGUCAUUGAGCAAUCAGGCUUCAGCCAUCAGCAUCGCUUUUGAAAAGCUCAGAGCCGACGGAGUGUUGCCAAAGAACACCACUCUGAAACCCAUUUGGCGCGAUACACUGACGGAGUCAGAAGGAGUCGGGAAUGUGGUGAAGUUUGUCCAAAAUGACGGUGUUGAUAUAAUCUUCGGGUCACCAUCAUCGAUGAUUACUGUACCCGUCGCGUUUCUGACGUCAUACUGGAACUUCCCACACAUCACGUGGAGCGCCAAUAGCUACGACCUGACAGACAAAACCAAGUUCACCACUCUUGUUCGAACCGUUGGACCGCUUAGUGAAUCUGGACGGCUUCUUGUUACAUUGUUCAAGAAGUUUGGCUGGAAACAGAUUGCUUUGUUGUACAUCGACUCAGGAAUGUGUGAAUACAGCGCUAAUGGUUUAAAGAAAGAGUUCGGAGUCAACAAUUUGGUCAUCAUGCAGAGUGUUGUUUAUCCUAGGAACGCUGAGCUUACUGACGCCAUCAUUGAUGAAUAUCUCUCCCUCGUUAAGCAGACCAGUAGAAUUAUAUUUCUGUGCACUGAAGAUCACACUCGACGAUUUGUAGUCCGAGCAUGCGAAUUGGGAAUGUGCAACGGGGACUUUGUAUUUAUUUACACGAUGAUCUACGUGACAGCGCAGUUUCCAUGGAAACUUGGACUUCCUGAUGACGCCAUUGCUAAAGCUGGUUACAAGAAUAUGGUGUAUAUAUCUCGAGGACAAUGGGUGGACAAUGAGGCCAAGAGACGCAUGGACGAGUUUCUUAUAGACGUUGUCGACCGCAUGGCUGAGCCGCCCUGGAAUGACUCCUACGCAAAGAAUAAUAACUUCAGUGCUGAUAUAGGCGUGUCGGACCUUCACGACGCCAUGUAUUUGUACGGCCUUUGGCUGAACCACACCACUGAUAAUGAACUUGACCACAAGGAUGGAGCAGCCUUCCUGAAUUUCAGCAGGGGCAUGCACUUUGAAGGUAUAUCAGGCCCAUGUGACAUAGGUAUAAAUGGUGACAGGGUGCCGUAUUUUUGGGUCCAUCAAUAUGUAGGAUCGAAGGUCGAGGCUCGGAUGGUAGCCAUUUCAGAAAACAUGAAUACGGUCAUCAAUGAUAUAGAUGGCGGGUUCAUUUGGGACACUGCAGACGGCAUGGCCCCAAGAGAUGUUCCAAAGUGUGGAUUCUAUAACGAGCUUUGUCUCGUCUACCAGGCCACAAGUUCAACAACACUGGAAGCGGAAAUUGGAAAAGAAUAUGAUACAACGUGUGUGGCGCGUACAGAUCGGGGAAAUCGAGAUGCCAAGGUCCAAGGUCGGCAUUGGGUCAAAGUUAAACCUGUCGAGGGGGACGGUGUCAAAUAG
Molecule: messenger RNA, 1503 nt
Organism: Mya arenaria
Lineage: Eukaryota; Metazoa; Mollusca; Bivalvia; Myida; Myidae
Product: receptor-type guanylate cyclase gcy-6-like
Exons: 12
Coding region: 1-1503 (500 amino acids)
Cellular component (GO): membrane
Source: RefSeq, a predicted model, not a curated record